AUUUCAGUGUCACCUGUUCUCUGACUUGAUUAGAGUCGAAUGGGCGACAUAUGUACAUGGUUUUGACCGUGAUUAGUUGUGGUGAUGUUCUCAAUGUAUCAUUACUAUGCUAUCUUCUCGCUACCUCACGUACAGGGUUCUCUAUCACCAAUUCUUCUAUACAAAAACUCACGGGUUUAAUAAUUGAAACUGGCUGUCUUACGAGUGUAUGUUUGAUGACAGCCAUCAUUACAUGCGCAGUGAUGCCGAAGAACUAUGUAUUUCUCAGUCUUGAAUGUUUAAUGGCUAAAUUAUAUGUCAACUCGUUCAUCGCACUCCCGAACUCGCGAUACUACCUGCAGGCCAACAGAGAUAGUACCAUUUCUUCCAAAUCCAAUGUCAGACACAGCGUCUACCUCUCGGAGCGGUACCUUCCCUCGUCACAAGACGAGAGACUCGAAGGAGAACAUUUUGAUCAUGCAGAUAAUGAAGUAACAGUGCACCCCGCUCGACCUAUCCAAGCUGGUAGUUGUGUUAGUGUCGAUGAAACAGAAGCCACAGCGUCUACUUGCGAUGAUAGUAGAAAGAUAUCAUAUCUUGAAUUGGUAUGAUAGGAUAGAUGGAUCAUGAACCACUUAUUGUUACCUAUACUAUGUAUUGCUGUUGCGAGAACACGUCGAGCCAAAUCAGCGUGAGCAGCUA
Messenger RNA from Suillus fuscotomentosus, 681 nucleotides. RefSeq lists its product as uncharacterized. The record is from RefSeq and is a predicted model, not a curated record. The transcript has 5 exons. NCBI's taxonomy places the organism in Eukaryota, Fungi, Basidiomycota, Agaricomycetes, Boletales, Suillaceae. The coding region runs from base 51 to 590 and encodes 179 amino acids.